UCUGGCUGCAAAAGUCUCCUUACCCCAAUGAGAGGAGGGUCUGGGUUUCCUGAGAGCUGAGGGUUGAAGGCAUCGAGUCAACGCAUAAACUUGUCACCUCUGCCCUCGAAGACACUUGUACUCUCCAUGCGAAGCCAAAAUGGGGAAUGGAUCCGAGGAAGAUUAUAACUUUGUCUUCAAGGUGGUGCUGAUCGGCGAGUCAGGCGUGGGGAAGACCAAUCUGCUAUCUCGAUUCACACGCAAUGAGUUCAGCCAUGACAGCCGCACCACCAUUGGGGUUGAGUUCUCCACCCGCACUGUGAUGCUGGGCACUGCUGCUGUCAAGGCUCAGAUCUGGGACACGGCUGGCCUGGAGCGGUACCGAGCCAUCACCUCAGCGUACUACCGUGGUGCAGUGGGGGCCCUCCUGGUGUUUGACCUAACCAAGCACCAGACCUAUGCCGUGGUGGAGCGCUGGCUGAAGGAGCUCUAUGAUCAUGCUGAGGCCACUAUCGUCGUCAUGCUUGUAGGUAACAAGAGUGACCUCAGCCAGGCCCGGGAGGUGCCCACUGAAGAGGCUCGCAUGUUUGCUGAAAACAAUGGGCUACUAUUCCUGGAGACUUCAGCCCUGGACUCCACCAAUGUUGAGCUAGCUUUUGAGACUGUCCUCAAAGAGAUCUUUGCGAAGGUGUCCAAGCAGAGGCAGAACAGCACCCGGACCAAUGCUAUCACCCUGGGCAGUGGCCAGGCUGGGCAGGAGCCUGGCACUGGGGAGAAGAGGGCCUGUUGUAUCAACCUCUGACCUUGGACAGUGCCUUCCCCACCCCCACUGGAUUUCUUUUUUUUUUUUUUUUUUUUCCGUGACCGGCGCUCAGCCAGGGAGUGCA
This is a messenger RNA of Cynocephalus volans (Philippine flying lemur), 866 nucleotides long. RefSeq names its product RAB25, member RAS oncogene family (gene RAB25). The record is from RefSeq and is a predicted model, not a curated record. NCBI's taxonomy places the organism in Eukaryota, Metazoa, Chordata, Mammalia, Dermoptera, Cynocephalidae. The coding region runs from base 140 to 781 and encodes 213 amino acids. Gene Ontology annotation, cellular component: recycling endosome; Golgi apparatus. The transcript has 5 exons. Gene Ontology annotation, biological process: exocytosis. Gene Ontology annotation, molecular function: GTP binding; GTPase activity.